Messenger RNA from Tetranychus urticae (two-spotted spider mite), 1228 nucleotides. The record is from RefSeq and is a predicted model, not a curated record. NCBI's taxonomy places the organism in Eukaryota, Metazoa, Arthropoda, Arachnida, Trombidiformes, Tetranychidae.
UACUAUUAUUCAAACCGUUCUAAACAUGAAAUCUUUAAUAUUUCUAGUUCUCUCAUUAAGCCUUGCUUAUGGAGGAAGAGUAUUUACUCAAGCUGAUGUUCAUCCAUUGUCUGAUGAGAUGAUUGAUCGAAUCAACUCUAUUGGAACAACUUGGAAGGCUGGACGUAACUUUGAUGGAUCUUCAUUGCCAUAUGUUAAGAGACUUUUAGGAGCUAAAAGAGGUUCAUCCAAAAAGCUGAGACAAGUUCAUCACGAAAUCAAUGAAGAGUUACCAGAAAGUUUUGAUGCUCGUGAAGCUUGGCCCAACUGUACACAAAUCAGAACAAUAAGAGAUCAAGGAAACUGUGGAAGCAGUUGGGCUUUUAGUCCAGUUGAAGUUAUGUCUGAUCGUAUUUGUAUCGCCUCUCAUGGUGCACUUCAAGUAUCGUUAUCAGCACAAGAAAUUGUUGCUUGUUCUAAUCUCGGUGGCUGUGAUGGAGGAUUACAAGUAUUCGUCUAUGACUAUUAUUCAAGUGAAGGUAUUGUUACUGGUGGCUCAUAUCGUGGUGAUGGUUGUAUGCCUUACGAUUUCGAACCUUGUAUGCAUGGUGGUGAAGGACCCAUUCCGACUUGUCCUGAAACUCCUAUACCAACGCCAUCAUGUUCAAAGAAAUGUGUUGCCGGUUAUGAUAAAACAUUUGAAGAGGACAAACACUAUGGACUGGUUUCUCAUGUUCUUUCAUCCGAUCCAAAGCAAAUGAUGAAGGAAAUCAUGACAAAUGGUCCGAUUUCUAGUGGUAUCACUGUGUAUGCUGAUUUCCUUAGCUACUUUUCCACUCAAAAUCCAUUACUCAUCUUCCCGAUUGAAUUAAACUUGCUUGCAUUUCUUUUAGGAGUUUAUCAAAAGACUACAAACCAUUCGCUUGGUGCUCAAUUUGUCAGGAUAAUUGGCUGGGGAACUGAGAAUGGCGUUGAUUACUGGUUAGUUGCAAACUCUUGGAACGAAUAUUGGGGCGAUAAAGGUUUUUUUAAGAUCAGACGAGGAAAUGAUGAAUGUCACAUUGAAGAUGAUAUCGUUGCUGGAUUACCGAAACUUUAAGCAGUGUUAAUCCCUAUCGCUAAAUUGCCUGGAAGUUUAUUGCACUCUAUCCGAUUUGUACAAGUUACAAGUUACAGUUGCUAUUUGAUUAAGAAAUUGUGAUUUGUGAUUUCAUUAAAGAUACCAUAUAACAGCUCGAAAGCUGGCCAU